GGAGGAACUCGCUCCAGGGCGGAGCCAUUUAGGGCUUCGAGGAGCCGCGCCAUCUCGCACCCGCCGCAUUGUAGGACGCGCCGCCGGCCGACGCCGCUCGGCGACCGCGGAGCCAUGUCGCCCUUGAACCAGGAGAGGUGGCGGCGGCUCUUCUUGAGGAGGGCACGGCGUGGAAGGUGCCAAUGAUUCUUGGACCUGCACGACGGACCCGGCCAGGUUCGCCUACGGAUGCUGCUGCCCCGUGUGUUUCGUGUACACGCAGAGGAAGGAAAUCCUGGAGGUGACCGGGGAAAAGUACAUAUGCUGCGGUGGCAUGUACCCAUGCUGGAAGCUGGGCGAGCCCUGCGACGUGAACUGCCUGUUCGUGGAGGCCUGCUGCUGCACGGGUUGUGCCGUGGGCGGCAACCGCUGGAUGCUGCAGAGCCGCUUCCUGAAGCAGAACGACGCGUGCGACGACUGCAUCAUCUGUUGCAACGCGGCCCUGGCCUGCAUGGCGUGCAUCCUCCAGGUUGCCGGAGCCGACGAUGACCUCGUCGAUGCCGUCCAUUGCAUAUCUGAGCUCUUGAAUUGCGCCGUCACCGGUUGCAUGCUCACUCAGCAUCAGAUCGAGAUCGAGAGUAUCAAGGAGGGAAAUGUCCAAGUGGAUGUGCAGAAGAUCCUCUCUAAACUGCCGCCCAAACAGCAGGAGAUGAUCAAGGUGCGCUGAGCUAGCGCAAUCAGGCUGUCGUGAGAGAUCAGGGCGCGUGCUGCUGUUGACUGGUCCUGAUAGGGGCAAAGACGUCGACAUCGUGGUCCCCAUCAUCUGUAGGCACCGCGAACGCGUGCA
Prorocentrum cordatum is the source of this 826-nucleotide messenger RNA. The record is from the annotation of a GenBank genome assembly. Lineage: Eukaryota; Dinophyceae; Prorocentrales; Prorocentraceae.